GAGCGAGCCCCGUAAAAAUGCUUCGCUCAGCUCCGGAGAAACAGACAGAGCUACCAACAAGACACCACCAGGAGUGUAAUGAGCGUGUGGGGCUGGAAGCUAUGCCGAGCAACUGCGUCAUAUGCGGGAAUUCAGCGAUGAAAGACCCAGGAGUCUCCUUCCACCGCCUCCCGAGCAGCGUCGAGAGAAAGCGACAGUGGCUCGCAGCCUUCGACGUCACUGAGGAGGAGUGGUGCGCGCACUGGCGGGUGUGCUCCCGCCACUUCCCCGACGGGAACCCAAAGGCCGCCCCGCACAGCUACCAAGAGGACCAGUUUGCCACAAUGUGGUCCCUUAGGAAGAGAGCCAAGCUGGACGGGUCUCGAGCCGUAGUGUCUCCCGCCCGGCAGGGCAAGAGGAGCAACCACCUGAACAGUAUUCUGGCACUGCGGGUCACGCACGGAGCCAUAUCCCAUCCUCUCCCAGUCAUAAACACCACCGCAGGAGUGGCAAGAGUCACCACUAGCUCUGGCUCCACGGAGGAACGAAAACCCCUGCAUGCCAGAGCUCCUCCAGUGUUGCUACCCGUUGCCUCCCUCUCCACCAACCACCACCUAGUGGGUGGACCCAUCACAGUAAUCACCAGGGACCCCCUUCAUCAGUAUGGCAGGGUGGUUCCAGUGUCAGCUCACCACCACCAUCACCACAACCAUGGCGGUACUCCAGGAGGGAUCCACGUUCACGAGCUGGUGGUCAUGCCAGAGGUAGGCCCCUCCACUGACGAGGCCAGCUCUGACUCCAGCAGAACUGAUGAGAGUCCAAUGACAGGGGCUAGUGAUUUGACGGGGAAGGGCCUAUCAGAGCCUAACACACACAACCACAAGAGGGGAAGUCACAAUGACGGAAUGGAUCACGGCCUGGUUGAUCACCAAGAGCUGAGAGGUGAAAACUCAGUUUAUCACGGUACUGAUUCAGGGGCGUCCCCCUCACAUGCCGGCUCGUCUGAGACUCCCCUCCUGCGAGUCAAUAACGUCAUUUCGUCAUCAUCCCAUGCUCUGACUAUGUCGAGAGUCGAUCGCACGGUCCAAAUGACGUGUCACGCCGUAUCAAUCACAGACCACGCUAACGUACCAGCUGUGACGAGAGGUGAGCAUGCCAACCGACCACCAGGUGCAAUAGCUGGAGGUUCCGGUGGUGGUGAGGGUCACGAUGUGUCAGUGGUGGUACAAAGUGCACUGUUGGCACAUAUGGCAGCACUCGAGAACGACAAUCAGCAACUUAGGCAAAAGGUGUCCUCCUCUCCCUCUACCGUUCCUCCCCUGCUGGGUGUCCACGUGACAGACUCUACCACUGGCCGGCCGGCGGAAGGACUCUCUGUAGAGGUGGGCAUGUGGCAGAGCUCCUCUGGUGACUGGAUGACCCUCGGCUCUGGGGUGACAGGAGGAGAUGGUGAGUGCUCUCCUCUGCUGUCUCAGCCACAGCUCUCCCCUGGACUCUACCGACUCCAUUUCGACACUCAGUCUUACUUCACCUUCCAGGGACACUCCCAGCCUCACUACCCCUAUGUGGAGGUGGUGUUUCGUAUCUACAGAGCCACCCCUUGCCACAGGGUGUCACUGCAACUGAGUCCGUUCUCCUACGCCACAUCCUCUCACACACACUGAGCCUAAACUAUAUAUCAUGACAAUAGUAGCACUGCAUUAUGAACCCUCUGUUUUUAUGCUCAUGGAAUUUUUAUCACAUAAAAGCUGAAAGAGCUAUAAUAUUAUAUUAUAUGGUAUUAUUGUGGAUACCACUAUAUACAUUAUUUUUGUCAGUUAAUCACCCUUCCUGUAUUUGUAAUGAUUAUAAUAGUUGAGACAUGAAUGAAAUUUUAAGCUGA
Geodia barretti is the source of this 1861-nucleotide messenger RNA. The record is from the annotation of a GenBank genome assembly. NCBI's taxonomy places the organism in Eukaryota, Metazoa, Porifera, Demospongiae, Tetractinellida, Geodiidae.